GCCGCACUGUUCGAUUGCCUAGGUUCAUGCAACGGUGGCUCCUCCCAUGCGUAGCGGUGGCACUGGCCGCCGACCCAGCGUGGCCUCCUGCUGACCGAUGCUCCGUCCCGGGCUUUGCCGCGUUGUCGGCGCAAUGCUCGGCUCUCACGGCCUCGGUCCCACCGAUCGUCGUAACCAAGCGCGACGUCGGUGGUUUCGAUAACGUCAACAUGUCUGCGCUCGAUACCCUUGAUGAAGCACGGGCGGUGCUCAAAGGCACGAGCGCAGUCAAUGCGAUGAAAGGCAUGCGGUCCGAAUCCACUGAGUACUACAACUCGUCGCUGGCCAACAUGAUGAUCACGUUCUGCUACUUGACAUCGACGGCCGAAGACCUCGAUCGGUGUGUGCCGCUCAAUAGCCCACAUGCCCAGCGCAACAAAGGCAAUUUCUCCAACACGUGCAUGGUCAUUCCUGGCGAUGGGUCGUGCGCGUCCAAGAACAUGUGCGAGCGCCUUCCCAACUGCCUCUGGCCAACAGCCGACCCCACCAAGCCCCGCUUGCCUCGCUUUACUAAAGACCAAAUUGAUGCUGCCAACCGAUGGGUAACAGAGAGUUACGCCCAGUCUCUGGCCCCGUACGCUGGCCCAGGGAUCGCGUUUGCAGUGCUCACGUUCCUCGGUUUCCUGCUCUUCUUCAUCAUGCGGUGCUUUUGCAAUCGAUGUGGCGGCCGCGAUCCCGUUGAGCGUGGGUACACGUGGUGUGGGGUCAUGACUCCGGGCGUCGCGUUUUUUAUCUUUUCCGUCGUGAUCUUCAUUUGCUCAGCGGCGGCAUACGUUCAAAACAACACCGUCACUGCUCGCAUGCACGAUCUCUUGGACGUGCUGACCGAAGUCAUCACCAACCUCAACAUGAACUCGAAGAACUUGCUCACGCCGUUGCGUGCGAUUCAAGACUUGCAGGGCAUCACGACGGCCCAAGUCCAGUCUGUACUUGCCGACACGUCGUGGGUUGGCACUGGAGCGCGCCAGUUGCAGGCGAUCGGGGAAAACUUUGACGCGACGUACACAUCGGGCUUCCCCACGACGUGCAUUCAAAACGGCGACUUGUGCUUAACGUGCCCGGGCGUCAUUUGCGGCGGCACGUCCGUCGCCCCCAAGACAACGUUGACUGCGUGGCGCGAUAUCGCCGAUCAGCUCGAAUCGACGUUCCGCAUGACGCGGGAGACUGUGUACACCGGCGCGACGACGGUGUUCUCGGCGGCGGACGACGCAGAAGACGCGCUGACGAUUGUCGCGACGGCAACGUCCGACUCGGGGGCCACCGUGGCGUCGGUGCAGGCUACGUUUGACAACAUUUCGUACACGCGAUCGGGGCUCGUCCUGAGCAUUUUCAUUUUGGGGCUGUUUGUCGCGUUUCUCGGCAUGGCCGGGUUCCUCAAGGGCAUUUGCAAGGACAAGACCAAGUGGGUCCACUUGCUCCACGUGUCGUGGGGCCUCGGCGUCAUCCUGUGCAUCAUCUCGUUUGUCGUUGCGUCGUGCUUGAUUGCUGUGUCGGCCGUGUGGUUUGACGGGUGCCAGUACCUGGACAUGGUCAUGAACGACAUGACGCCGUACUUUUCCGCCGAGACGAGCCGCGUCGUCGGCGCGUGCAUCAAGGGCACGAGCACGUUGGCAGCGCUAGGAAUGGCCUCCAUGCACGCGAAAUCGUGCGAAAUUACCGAACGCUACCGCGUCGCGAAGCAGCUUGGAAUGAUGGCACGGUUUACGUCGCUGAGCGCGCUCGGCAUGGACAUCAUGUCGUACAACGAGACCCAGUUUGGAUGGGACCCAGUAAAGCACUACGACAUUGUCAACGCGGCGGCGACUGCGAUCGGGUCCGACAUGACGGCGAUGGCCAACUACGCCGUCUUGGAUCGUCCGUGGACGUUGUUUAACGAGGCACCGUCCGCCGCGUGCACUUCCGAUGCGGACCCGGCGCUGUGCUACAUGAAGGUCCGAUGCACGGGCGGUGUCUCCACGCCUUGCUACACCCUAUUCCAAGACGCUCUCGUGUACACCCGUGCGCGCAACUCGAUCCAAGACAAGCUCAUGCGCAUGCGCCAGGACUUCCUUGGCGGUGUGAGCUAUCCCAACUCUGUGGGCUGGAAGGGCGGCGACAAGUCGGUGCUUGAACUCUCCCGCGCCUACGCCCAACGCCUGGAAAAGUUUGUGACGACGACGCUGACCCCGAUGGCGGAUUUGAACGUGUGGACCCAAGUGAACGCGCUGCAGUGCACAGGCGCGCCUGGAUGCGGCUGGAUCAACGAGGAGUACGCGAUCGUUCAUACCAUCCUGUGCCAGGACUUGCUCGGCGCGUGCCUCAACAUUGCGCUGUCUGUCUUUAUGAACGCGCUCUUCCUUCUCCCCAUGGCCGUGUGUGGCAUUGUCCUGCAAAAGCGCCUGCGCGCCAUCCGCGGCGGCACGUACGGCGCGAUGGAACCCCCCGCGGGGGGCGCGACCGAGCUCACGGGACGACAGAAGCUCGAAAAGAAGCUCGAAGCGCUGACGAAAGGUCAAACGACGACGCUUUGAUUAUUCAUCACACAAUACUAACUUUGCAUGUGCCUUCACACA
Messenger RNA from Aphanomyces invadans, 2591 nucleotides. RefSeq lists its product as hypothetical. Lineage: Eukaryota; Oomycota; Saprolegniomycetes; Saprolegniales; Verrucalvaceae. Gene Ontology annotation, cellular component: membrane. The coding region runs from base 27 to 2549 and encodes 840 amino acids. The record is from RefSeq and is a predicted model, not a curated record. The transcript has 10 exons.